ACGUUGUUGUUGUUGUUGUGCACUCAUCUCAUUUGUUACCAAAAAAAAAUUGCAUUUUGCAUCACUUAGAUAUGACGAGGAGAUUUAAACUCAAGCUCUCUAUGCCUUCUUUUCGCUUUUGUCGACCCAAAAAAGCUUCUUUUUUGCCUAAAAGUCCAAUGCCACUUUCACUAUACAAAUUUUCCCCUGCCAAUAUACUUGAUAAUUCCCCUGUUCCAGUACCUCCCUCAACCCCACAUCACCCUUACAUACUCAGAAAAGCUCAUAACUUGGCAAGUAAAACAUACAAUUCGCCGAGUUCUGAAUAUUCCGAUCAUGAUAACAACAACAUGAGAAGGGGGGAAAGUAGAAAAAGUAGGUUAAAUAUGAGUUUUUCCUCUGUUGAUAGUGGCUGGUUCAGUUUCAACAGUGAGUGUUGUGAUGAGAAACCUAAUGAUGAAACUGAAAGCUUUAUUUCUUCUCCAAGUUUUGAAUCAUCAUUCGAUGUGGAUCAUGGGAUAGAUCCUUUAUCCGGGAUCAGAAGGAAGAAAAAUAAUAAUAACACGAAAGUAAGGAGGCUCAGACGUUACCUUUCAAACAGUUUAAAAGAUUCUAUGAUGCCAUGUAUGGCUGAUGGAAAAGUGAAUGAGAGUUUUGCUAUAGUGAAAAGAUCAGUAGAUCCUUACGAUGAUUUUAAGAAUUCAAUGAAGGAAAUGAUAAUGGAGAAAGAGAUGUUUGAAGCAGAGGAUUUAGAACAACUUUUGCUUUGUUUUCUUAGUCUUAAUUCAAGACACCAUCAUGCAAUUAUCGUGGAAGCUUUCACUGAGAUUUGGGAGGAGUUGUUUGGUAAAUCUUCAAAGUCUAUGGAUUUAAAGCUACCAAGAUUUCAAUGAACAAUUAUACUUACCAUCAUAUUGGUUCAAAUUCAACUUGAAAAACCUAUACAAGGAGCAUCACAUCACAUGCUAUUUUUUCAUUUGUUUCAUCAUAAUCUGGUUAUUGUGCUUUUGCUAUGUCUUUUUACAUUACUCCCUUCAUUUCAAUUAGUUUGGUUUACCUUCCUUUUCAUUUCAAUUAGUUUGG
Messenger RNA from Solanum pennellii, 1062 nucleotides. RefSeq names its product transcription repressor OFP7-like. NCBI's taxonomy places the organism in Eukaryota, Viridiplantae, Streptophyta, Magnoliopsida, Solanales, Solanaceae. The transcript has a single exon. Gene Ontology annotation, biological process: negative regulation of DNA-templated transcription. The record is from RefSeq and is a predicted model, not a curated record. The coding region runs from base 72 to 872 and encodes 266 amino acids.